UUGCAGGUUCUGUCUAUUAAGGUCAUCCGCAACAAGAUAACUGGACUUCCAGAAGGUUAUGGAUUUGUAGAGUUCGUUUCUCAUGCAGCAGCUGAGAGAAUAUUGCAGACAUACAAUGGUUUGCAGAUGCCUGGAACAGAGCAGACUUUUAGGCUUAAUUGGGCUUCUUUUGGCAUUGGUGAAAAGCGGGGAGAAGGGCCUGACCAUUCCAUUUUUGUUGGUGAUUUGGCACCAGAUGUCACCGAUUACUUGCUGCAAGAAACAUUCCGUUCUCAGUAUCCAUCAGUUAGAGGCGCCAAAGUGGUAACAGAUCCUAAUACUGGUCGUUCAAAGGGUUAUGGUUUUGUUAAAUUUGCUGAUGAGAUAGAAAGGAAUCGAGCAAUGACUGAAAUGAAUGGAGUUUAUUGCUCAACCAGGCCAAUGCGCAUUAGUGCAGCCACACCAAAAAAGACUACUGGGAUUCAGCCAACAUAUACAACUGUUAAAGCCGCAUAUCCAACGCCAGUUUAUGUUGCACCACAGUUGCCCCCAGUUUUGCCUGACAGUGACAUCACAAAUACAACUAUAUUUGUUGGUGGAUUGGAUCCUAAUGUUGCAGAAGAAGAACUAAGGCAGAUAUUUGCACAAUUUGGUGAGCUUGUCUAUGUUAAGAUCCCAGGAGGAAAAGGGUGUGGCUUUGUACAAUAUGCUGCAAGGGUUUCUGCUGAAGAUGCCAUUCAGAGGGUGCAUGGAACCAUGAUUGGUCAACAAAUUGUCAGGCUCUCGUGGGGUAGAAGCCCAACAAGCAAGCAGGAUUCAACCGGUGCCUGGAUCCCACAAGCAGACCCUACACAAUGGGCAAAUGCAUACUAUGGCUAUGGCUACGAUCCAUAUGCUUAUGGGGCAGCUCAAGAUCCAUCCGCAUAUGCAUAUGGUGCUUAUGGAGGAUAUGGACAAUAUCCUCAACAGGUUGAAAGCGUAUCAGAUGUAGCAUCCAUGACUGCUGCAAUUCCUACCUUGGAACAAAGAGAAGAAACUUACGAUCCUUUGGUUAUCCCCAGUCCUGACAAGUUAAAUGCGGGUUACUUUGCUGUUCAUGGAAAUGUAAUACUGGGACGGACCUUAUGGUUGAGAAACUCACCACUAUCUCAACAUGCUUAGCUUUGAACUCUCAUUCCCCUAUAUUCCUUAUUAGAGCUUGAAAUUUUGUGGCUGAGAUGGUUCUAAAUGCUGGUUAACUUACCGUUCAUAUAAAUGUCCUGUGAAAGCUAACGUUCCAGAAACUUCUAUUUUUUAUUUCUUAUUCGGACUUGGCAUUUGUGUAGGUUGAGGGUGGUACAGAAUACUCAGAUUGAUCGUGAACAGUGUUGUUGAAACUGUAAGCCUUACAUGUAAUUAUACCUUUUUAUUUGUUGAUUUAGGCUUCGUUUGGGA
This is a messenger RNA of Dendrobium catenatum, 1413 nucleotides long. RefSeq names its product polyadenylate-binding protein RBP47B'. Gene Ontology annotation, cellular component: cytosol. The annotation marks the transcript as partial. The transcript is spliced from 7 exons. NCBI's taxonomy places the organism in Eukaryota, Viridiplantae, Streptophyta, Magnoliopsida, Asparagales, Orchidaceae. Gene Ontology annotation, molecular function: mRNA binding. The record is from RefSeq and is a predicted model, not a curated record.